Molecule: messenger RNA, 1487 nt
Organism: Apis laboriosa (Himalayan honeybee)
Lineage: Eukaryota; Metazoa; Arthropoda; Insecta; Hymenoptera; Apidae
Gene: Mtpbeta
Product: trifunctional enzyme subunit beta, mitochondrial
Exons: 7
Coding region: 83-1483 (466 amino acids)
Biological process (GO): fatty acid beta-oxidation
Molecular function (GO): acyltransferase activity, transferring groups other than amino-acyl groups
Source: RefSeq, a predicted model, not a curated record
CUUGUUGGUAUAUAUUAAAUAGUAACAUUUAAAGAAAUAAAUGAGAUUUUAAAAAAUAGAUAGAUUUAAAUUGAUUUUAAACAUGUUUUUUCUUAUCAAAAAUAAAUUUUUAAUAAAAGGAGGAUUUCCUAAGUAUGGUUCUACAAUAAAAUAUUUAAAAACAAAUAAUAAAUUAUAUGCAACUAAAAGUAAUGUUACUAAAAACAUUGUAUUUAUUGAUGGUGUAAGAACACCAUUUUUACAUUCUGGAACAAGUUACAAAAACUUGAUAGCAUAUGAUCUUGCCAGACAUUCAUUAGUGGCUUUACAAAAGAAAAUUAAAUUUCCUAAAGAAAUUGUUGAAUAUAUUGUUUAUGGUACAGUAAUACAAGAAGUAAAGACUUCAAAUAUUGCUAGAGAAGCAGCUUUAGCAGCAGGAUAUAGUGAUCGUAUUCCUGCACAUACAGUAACUAUGGCAUGCAUCAGUAGUAAUCAAGCUCUUACAACUGGUAUGGGUUUGAUAGCAUGUGGUGUAUAUGAUGUAAUCAUAGCAGGAGGAGUGGAAUUUUUGUCAGAUAUACCAAUUAGACAUAACAGACGUAUGAGAACAUUGAUGUUACAAGCUAAUAAAGCAAAAACAAUUGGACAAAAACUAACACUUCUUACUAAUAUCAGAGCAGCACAUUUUGUACCAGAUUUACCUGCAGUAGCAGAAUUUUCUAGUAAUGAAACAAUGGGACAUAGUAGUGACAGAUUAGCAGCUGCAUUUGGAAUAUCAAGAAAAGAGCAAGAUGAAUAUGCUUUACGUUCACAUACUUUAGCUGCUAAAGCACAACAACAAGGAUACCUCACAGAUAUAGUCCCCUAUAAAGUUCCAAAUGUAAAUGAAGUAAUAAACAAAGACAAUGGUAUUCAAGUUUCAACGAUAGAAAAAUUAGCAAAAUUGAAACCAGCAUUUGUUAAACCAUAUGGAACAGUUACUGCUGCUAAUGCUUCUUUUUUAACUGAUGGUGCAUCAGCAGCUUUAAUAAUGACAGAAGAAAAAGCUCUUCAACUUGGUCUUACUCCAAAAGCAUAUUUAAGAAAUUUUAUUUAUGUUUCCCAAGAUCCUAUUGAUCAAUUACUCUUGGGACCAUCUUAUGCUAUACCACAGGUAUUGCAAAAAGCAAAAUUAAAUAUUAAAGAUAUUGGAGUGUGGGAAAUACAUGAAGCUUUUGCUGGACAAAUUUUAGCCAAUUUGAAAGCUUUAGAUUCUGAUUUGUUUGCACAAAAUUAUUUAGGAAGAUCUUUAAAAGUAGGAAUACCAGAUCUCAAUAAGUGGAAUGCAUGGGGUGGAUCUUUGUCAAUUGGUCAUCCAUUUGCAGCAACUGGAAUUCGAUUAGCUACUCAUACAGCUAAUCGACUUAUCAAAGAAGAUCAACAAUUUGGAUUAAUUGCAGCUUGUGCAGCUGGAGGACAGGGUGUAGGUAUGAUUAUGGAAAGAUAUCCUGGUGCUAAGAUUUAAGAUG